Zerene cesonia (dogface butterfly) is the source of this 504-nucleotide messenger RNA. RefSeq names its product COP9 signalosome complex subunit 9. The coding region runs from base 16 to 345 and encodes 109 amino acids. Gene Ontology annotation, biological process: negative regulation of protein neddylation. The record is from RefSeq and is a predicted model, not a curated record. The transcript is spliced from 4 exons. Lineage: Eukaryota; Metazoa; Arthropoda; Insecta; Lepidoptera; Pieridae.
AUUAUACGAUGUCAUAUGUAUUUAUUUCUAAUACAGACUGGAGGAUACUUAUUAAGUCUAUUAAUAUAUAUUUCUAGAGCACGUAAAGAUAUUAAACUAUACUUCUUAAAAGUAGCGAAAAUUAAAUUGGAUAAUUCAUUCGAGUCAACUCACAUCAGUAAGAAAAUGAAACCCACUGUGGCCGCUGAUGAAAUGUUUCCUGAAGGAGUGGGACCAUACAUGGAUUUAGAGGAAGCUGGUGGGCCUUCCAACCUUUUAAUGGAUUUAGCUGCUAAUGAAAAAGCGGUACAUGGAGACUUUUUUAAUGAUUUUGAAGAUUUGUUUGAUGAUGAUGAUUUAAAAUAACAAUAGUAAAAACCUUUAUUUUACAUCAGCUAUUAAUUUAAACAGCAGAAGUUAAGACAUUUCAACUUAGUUUUAUUACAGAUUGUUGUUGAAAAUCUUGCUUCUUGUGUUCAAUUUUAAAAUAAAUUAAGAAUAUGGAUUAUUAAAACUUUUGUCCAA